GGCGCUGCCCGCAUGGCCGCGGGUGCCGGCGGCAGGAAGGUGCCGGUCUGCAGCGCCGAGCACGGCGGCGUGAGGAGGGAUGGCUGCGGGGACCCGCACUGGUCCAGACCCGAGGCCCGUGUCUGGACGGUGAUGCUGCUGCUGGGGACGUGCCUGCUGUACUGCACCCGUGUCACUGUGCCCAUCUGCGCCGUCGCCCUCAGCACCUACUUCGACUGGGACAAGAAGCAGUCUGGGAUAGUGCUCAGCAGCUUCUUCUGGGGCUACUGCUUGACACAGAUUAUCGGGGGACACAUCAGUGACCAAAUAGGAGGUGAGAAAGUCCUCCUCCUGUCAGCAUCGGCCUGGGGCUUCCUGACCGUGCUCACCCCGCUGCUCACCCGCAUCACUUCUGCACAUCUCGCUUUCAUGGCCUCCUCCAGGUUCCUCAUGGGGUUGCUGCAAGGGGUGUAUUUCCCAUCUCUGGCCAGCCUGCUAUCCCAGAAGGUCCGUGAGAGUGAGCGAGCCUUCACCUACAGCACAGUGGGGACCGGCUCACAGUUUGGGACGCUGGUGAUUGGAGGUGCUGGAUCUCUCCUUCUGGAUUGGUAUGGAUGGGAGAGCGUUUUCUACUUCUCUGGUUUGCUCACUUUGCUCUGGGUUUACUGCACCUGCAAGUACCUCCUGAGUGAGAAAGAACUCAUCAUCCCCAUAGACUGUUUAAUGAGAGGCCUCUCCAUAUCCAAGCAGACCAAAGUUCCUUGGAAGCAGCUGUUCAGGAAGGCACCGAUAUGGGCUGUCAUCAUCGCUCAGCUCUCCACGGCCAGCACGUUUUUCACUCUCCUCUCCUGGCUGCCAACGUUCUUUAAGGAAACUUUCCCCGAGUCAAAAGAUUGGGUGUUUAAUGUAGUCCCCUGGCUGGUUGCGAUUCCAACAAGCUUGUUCAGUGGAUUUCUGUCUGAUCAUUUGAUCAGCCAAGGCUACAAAACCAUCACCAUUCGUAAGUUCAUGCAGGUCAUUGGCUCCGGUGUCUCGAGCAUUUUUGCUUUGUGCCUGGGUCAGACCUCCAGCUUCUGCAAAGCAAUAGUGUUUGCCUCUGCUUCUGUUGGCCUCCAGACCUUUAACCACAGUGGCAUUUCAGUGAACGUACAGGAUCUGGCCCCCUCGUGUGCUGGCUUGCUGUUCGGUGUUGGGAAUACAGGUGGAGCCCUCCUAGGUGUCAUUUGUGUGUACCUGGCUGGUUACCUGAUUGAAACCACCGGCUCCUGGAUCUCUGUUUUCAACCUGGUGGCUGCUGUUAACAGCAUUGGCCUCUGUGCAUUCCUCCUGUUCGGAGAGGCCCAGAGGGUGGACACAGACUCUGCAUAUAUGGACCUCUAGAGAUGAGUCCAACAGGCAGCCUGAGGGCAGGAGAGUGUCACAUCUUUGUGUCAUCGUCGCACAAGUGCCAAAGAACAUAUUUUUUAGGUGUUUAACAGGAAAACCUAUACUGGGACCAAAUAUGUUGUGGGUCUGGAUGGAACCCAUGAGAGGAAAGAAAUCUAGAGUUUAUUUUGUGCUCAGGGCAUAGCUGAUGGCCUUGCAGAGCCAUUCCAGCUCAACAUCUCGAGUGAGGAUACAGCCAGUGUGACCAAUGAGCCCCAGUCUGUGUAGUGGAGAAGUACCCUGUGGCUGAAGCAGCUCACAUGGUGUGUUUCCAAAGGCUGCUGUGGUUUGGGACCACAGGGAGGGCAGAUGGUGACACGUGUCCUCUGAACUAAAUGAAAGGAGUAAUCCAAAUGGAUGUACCUCUGACCUUACCCCUCCUUUGCGUGCCUUUGUUUGCAGCCUGCUUGAUAGGUACAAGCCAGGCUGAGAUGAAUUCCAGGCUUCCCUUCAGGGGAAGUCUUCUGGCUGGAUGUCUACUGUGGAUCCAGGGGCAUGAGGUUGCAUUGAUGCUGAGCUGGGAUGUGGCAAAGCAAAUCUCUCCCAUCAGCUGAGCCCAUCUUUGCUCAAGGGCUCCCAUCUCUCCUGGUUGGCUUUACUCCAUCCCUGAGCCAACGCAGAGCAGCUCCAAUGUGAGAGCCGAGCUAAGGUGCAGUCACCCAUGGUCAGGCAUAGCUGGGCUGACCUCAUGGUGUAGGUGCAGCCAAGGAAUCCCCUGGGAGCUGUUUUGCCAUGUGCUGUGAAUGUAUUGGAAGAACAGGUUGCAUCCUAUACUAUGGGUCUAUUCUCCCAAAUGCUUUUUGCUUGGUUAGACACAUCUUCCAUGUGCUCCCAAAGGGACACAGGAGACUUUCCAAAGAGCCCUUAAGGGACAGGUUUUGUCUCUGUGUUAAGCAUAGAGCAAAUUCCUGCAUUGGGGAUCCAUAGCAUUGGAUGUGGAUCCGUGCGGUUCUCUGUGUCAGAGGGGGGAACACUGAGCUGUACACGCCUCUGAGCCUGAAUGUCUUAAGUUAUUUAUAAAUCUAAGUGCCAAAUUCUGUAUUUCAUGGACUUGAGGCCCAACUCUGCUUGUUUUGUGUGGUUUCCCCACAGUACCUCUGUAAGGGAAGGAUUUACCAGCCUCCGGUGGCUGGUGUUGGAGGUUCUAUUUUAAAUGUGAUGUUUUGUAUUAAAGCAAUUCAUUGCUUUCCCUCCCACCCCCUGCUUACAGCCUGAAAGGAUCCCUUUGAUUGCUCCAGGAACCCUCAGCUGAGCCUUGGGGGCAGAUUUCCUAAGGGACCUCAGGGUACAGGAAAAGCUUUAGGUCACCCCCUGCUUUUCCUUUUGUUUUGGCCAAAUUUGACCUUGGAGGGUAUGUUGGACCCAGGUAAAGCCUCUGAAUAGCUGAGUUUAUAGUGCAAAUACCUUUGAAUUGCAGAGCUGUUAAUGGGUGCCACUAAGCUAAGCUGGGUUACUUACUGGGGAUAUUAAGAGAUAAAGAUGCGACUGGCUGAUGUCUUUGCAAGAGAAUAUGGGAUCCCUGUCACCUGAUGGGGGCUGGAUUGAUAAGAAAGUGUUUUUUUUCCUCCUUCUGUGCUUUUUUUUUGUC
Melopsittacus undulatus (budgerigar) is the source of this 2992-nucleotide messenger RNA. It is a transcript of the gene SLC17A9, whose product is annotated as solute carrier family 17 member 9. Gene Ontology annotation, biological process: transmembrane transport. Gene Ontology annotation, cellular component: membrane. Lineage: Eukaryota; Metazoa; Chordata; Aves; Psittaciformes; Psittaculidae. The transcript is spliced from 13 exons. The record is from RefSeq and is a predicted model, not a curated record. Gene Ontology annotation, molecular function: transmembrane transporter activity. Bases 13 to 1359 code for a protein of 448 amino acids.